Orbicella faveolata is the source of this 699-nucleotide messenger RNA. RefSeq names its product cytochrome c oxidase subunit 5B, mitochondrial-like. Lineage: Eukaryota; Metazoa; Cnidaria; Anthozoa; Scleractinia; Merulinidae. Gene Ontology annotation, cellular component: respiratory chain complex IV; mitochondrial envelope. Gene Ontology annotation, biological process: mitochondrial electron transport, cytochrome c to oxygen. The record is from RefSeq and is a predicted model, not a curated record.
GGUACCAGUUGGAGUUGUUAAAGAUGGCGGCUUCACUUCGUAUAUUGGCAAAAGGGAAGUUGUCAACCAUGCAGCCUGCGUUGAGGGCAAUUUUUUCCAGACCGUGCCCAGCUAUUCUUUCUAGAGGACUCUCUUUAACAAGCAGACGACCCGCAGGAGGGGAUACCAUUCCAACUGAUGCAGAACAAGCCACUGGUCUCGAGAAGAUAGAGUACGAUGCCAUGGCUGCUGGAAUUCAAGAUCCAUUCAACAUGCAGCCUCGUAGCGGGCCACCUGGUACCAAAGACAAACCUGUUGAAGUUUUGUCCAUGUUUGAUGAGCGCAUUAUUGGAUGUGUUUGUGAACCAGAUGCAACUAUGAUAGUGUGGAAGAAAAUUUAUUUGAACGAGCAAACACGAUGCGAUUGUGGGCAUUGGUUUGUCCUAAAAAGAGGCAAUCCUUUAAAAGUUGAGAUUAAUGACCCCGAGGACCAUCAUCACUAGUACUAGUACUAGAAGUUUCCUUUCUUAACUCAAAAUUAACUUGAUUAUAUUCAAGCAAGUAAAGUGUGUAUUAUGUGUUGUAAUAUGAUGUUUUACAGGUUUUUGUCCUUGCAUAAAAAGUGCUCAACUUCUUUCUGAGCUACAGUUAUUUGACCACUAGGCAAUGUGUCAUUAAAUGAUGUUUUUGAUUGCAGUUAAAUAAAAUUUUAAAGAAUAA